Neurospora crassa OR74A is the source of this 1403-nucleotide messenger RNA. RefSeq lists its product as hypothetical. The transcript is spliced from 3 exons. NCBI's taxonomy places the organism in Eukaryota, Fungi, Ascomycota, Sordariomycetes, Sordariales, Sordariaceae. The record is from RefSeq and is a predicted model, not a curated record. Bases 48 to 605 code for a protein of 185 amino acids.
AAGGGAACAAACAAACAGGUCUGAUGGACAUCCACUUUUGAUGGAUCAUGGGACUGCAAGGCCCUGACUCGACUUUCUCCAUCACGAAUCCGGGGCAGACACAAGGGUUCCUUGAACUACCCCAGACUUUUACCAAGUCCUCGUUCCUGAGGGGAAAUAAAACGAAGAAAAGCGAUUGCUACUUAGCUAUCGAGACCCGACAAGACACCAUGUUCCUUUCGACGAAAAUGAACGCCUUCACGCCCUCUUCGCUGGCCCAGCGCAGCCGCCUUCUGCUACGGAAUGCCCAUGCCUCACCCGCGCUCGGAACCCCAAGAAUCUCUAGACAGAGCUACACUACGGGCCAAAAGCCAGCUGGGAAAUCCGGAAACUUCAAGGCCACAGGCGAGCAACCUAAGCGGGUUGACCCGAACAGUCCCGAGUACAAGGCCUACCAGAGAACUUGGACAACCGUCAUGAUCGGGACACCCAUCAUCCUUGUCUGCUCAUAUGAGCUCUGGCAAAGGCUUAUUGAGGGCAAGAAGCCUCUUUCUUUAGAACCCAAAGAUACGACAGCCCUCACAGAAUUGACACCACACUCGGAGAACCCAAGCACAAGAGCAUAAGGUAUCUGAGUUCUUGUUUGCUUUGACCGUCAUCAAUACAUAAUAUUUUGGUCAUAGUCGCGUUGGCCUUCCUUAACAUCGUGUGGCGUUCAACCAAGCCCAUGCAGGACUCAAUGGCCCUGCUGGCGCCGCGGUGCUAGAUACCCGUGCCGUUUCGUUGGUUUACUCCAGAUAAAAAUCAUUCUACAACUGUUCAGUGCAGCCUUCGAUACUUGCCCUCCCCCCCAAAAACCGUCUUCGCAUCCAUCCAUGGAUGGCUACUGCGGACGCACAGCCGGAAACGAGAAAGACAGGGGAGAGCGUCGACCUUUUUAUGCAGGUUCGCAGGAUAGCUUGUUGCCGUCAAGAAACUGGCGCCUCCUCUUCCCCCAAUUUCGCGCCCUAGCUCCCCGCAAACCCACGCUCGAAGCCGGCAUGCCGGGUAUCAUACAUAGCGGGCCUCGGAUGAAAGCGGCGGGUGGGGUAGCUUCGUUCUUGGGCAAACAAGUGCUUGGGUGCUUUGCCGAGCGGCGCCUCCGAGAGAAUGGAGAGUGCUGCACGAGGACGUAGUUGCAGGUACGGCACAUGACGAUCCUUGCGGCUCCCCUAGACUAUCGUCGACUAUCCAAGCGAACAAAGAAAAGGCUUUGGGGGUUCGUACCGUCUCAUCCGCCUCUCAAGAAAUUGGUCACACUCAGCAGGUGUCUAGACUGCUCCGUAAUCAGUCAUAACUAUGGCGUACCUGUAUCACAUUAAUAAUGGCUUUGACGAAUGGCGACAGUCCAAUUGCCUCUCAGCUCUGGCCAUCGGCGUUAACUA